Molecule: messenger RNA, 513 nt
Organism: Tetrahymena thermophila SB210
Lineage: Eukaryota; Ciliophora; Oligohymenophorea; Hymenostomatida; Tetrahymenidae
Exons: 2
Source: RefSeq, a predicted model, not a curated record
AUGACAAAAAAUAAAUAAGAUAUCAUAAAAUUAGAUUUCUUAAUUUAUUUAUUAAUCUUAAGAUAUAAAUCUAAAUAAAAAUUUAUUUUAAAAAAAAUAAAAGCUAUAAAGAAAAUAAUAUAAAAAUAAACAAGGUAAAAAUAAAAAUUAGCUGAGACCAAAUUAUGGGUCAACAUCUAAGUUAAUCCUAAUAAAUUGAAGAUUUUUUAAAGCAAAACAAAUUUAAGUUUGAAAGAUACUUGGAUAAAUAAUAAAAAAUAUAAGCAUAUUCUGUAAAGCAUCAGAGAUAUGUUCAGAUAUAAAUUUAUAAUUAGCGUGAAGAAAAAAAUUUAUAAGGAUUUUAAAAAAUUAUCUAGACAUUAAAAAAAAUAGAAAAUGAAAGAUUUAUCUAAAAAGUAAUUGAAAUUAUUUAGAGUUAAAGCUAUGGAAUUUAUGCUAUUGUUACCGAAUGCAGUGAUGGUGAUCUAGAAACGAUGUCUUAAACUUUUAAAUUCAGUUAUCAGUAAGUUUUGA